Molecule: messenger RNA, 2520 nt
Organism: Rhopalosiphum maidis (corn leaf aphid)
Lineage: Eukaryota; Metazoa; Arthropoda; Insecta; Hemiptera; Aphididae
Product: PE-PGRS family protein PE_PGRS5-like
Exons: 8
Coding region: 434-1456 (340 amino acids)
Source: RefSeq, a predicted model, not a curated record
CGACCAACAGUAUCCCGGAGACGCCAGCAACAGCAACAUACCAACACCGGAGCACCAGCGGCAGCGCACCAGCAGCUGCAGUAUUUUUUUUCUCACCAGCGAUCGCGAUAUAACACAAUCGUUAUCGAUUUAUUGGUAUUACCUAUUAUACUUAAACAUUUUAUUUCUAUCGACUCCGAAUUUGGCGUACUGUAUAUUAUAUAUAGUACAUAAAAUAUAGCAGUUGGCGCGUUAUUCGUCGACGUUACGUUUCUCGUAUUGCCACUGUGUUUUUUUUUUUUUUUUUUGUAACCGCGAGACCGAAAACGCGAAAUAAAAAUAUCCGAACCACCCCUACAGUGCAGUUCCGAGGGCGGCAAUCCGCACUCUCGUACAAUACUGUCCAUCAUUUGACAUUUGCGACGACGUUUAUUUUAGUGACACGCCACCAACGAUGAGGACCAUCGGCAGCAGCAGCACAAGCUGCAGCGUCGUGAUUUUAAUGUCCAUAGUCGUCGCCGCCGCUGCCUUUGAAGACUUUAACGCCGCCGCACCGUCACUACAGGCUAACUUCAAUGGUGAACCACAGAAGCAACUACAGCGUGAAACAAGAUCUUUAGACGUUAUCACCCGGCUAUUGGGUAGCAGUAGUGGGACAGUGGCUGGAUCAUCAUCCAGUGGAACAUUGGACGGAGGAGCAGCUUCAGCUUCAGCACCGGCUGAUGGUAGCAGUGGCAGCGGAUCCGUAUUAAAUCUAGUAGCUCCGUUGGUGGGCAGCAGUAGUGGUAGCGUUAGUGCUGGAUCAUCGGGAUCUGCAUCUGGCACAGGAGAUGUCAGCAAAACCGACGGAAGUGGGCCGGACUUGGCUGGCCCAAAUGGAGCCACUGGUGGCAGUAGCUUCUCCAGUAUUCUGUCUCUUCUGGGACCUGUGUUGGGUAGCAGCAGCGGUAGUGGUGGUAAUGGUGGUGACCCAGGAGACAAUAGCAGUGGAGGUGCCGGAAGUCCAGCUGGUUCUAAUGUCUUGAGUCUGUUGUCCGGUUUACUGGGUAGCAGCAGCGGGUCCAGUGGUACUUCAUCUGGCAAUGGCGACGCUGGUGCUAGAGAUUCAACAAGCGAUGCAGGUGACGAUACGGGCGCCGGAGCGGGUGGUUCGGGAUCCGGUAGUAUAUUGCAAUUGAUCGGGCCACUGUUAGGCAGUAGCAGCGGUGGAGCCGGUGGUGACGGUGGCGAUGGUACCAACGGCGGUACCGGCGGUGGUUCUGACAUUUUGGGUUUCUUAGGAUCGAGCAGUGGUUCCAGCAGCGGAGGGCCAGGUGGAAAUGGAGCUGCUCCAGCUUCUGCCACCCCGGUAAGGAGGCGUCAGAUCGGAGGCUUUUUCCGUCGACCAUUCGCAGCAAACACUAACGAGCCAGACGUCACGUAUACACAAUUGUUGAACGACCGACCCCGUGACCUGCGUCGCCGAUUGUGGUUGUAAAUCACUAAUGGCAGCGGUAACGGCGGCGGUAGUGGCAUACACUCAUUAAAUAGUACUUAGUAUAGUAGUAAUUGAGCACCAACACCAGCUUAAGCUCACUCUAUAUGUAUAUAUAUGUAGUAGUUACCGGCUAAUAAGCGUCAUCCGACGUUUAGAUCAUAAAAAUCGUCGUUUAUACCAGGCGAUGUGUAUAUAUACAUAAUAUAAAUAAAUAUUAUGUGUUAUAAAAUUAUAAAUUAACGUACGAAUAAAUCAAAUAUGGACGGCGACAACGAUCGUAAAUUUGAGACAAAAAAUUUCAUCGUCACGUUUGUUCCACUCACCGACUUCUAUUAAUCUUUUACACACACGCUCACUCGCGCUCUUUCUCUCUCUCUCUCUCUCUCUCUCUUAAUAUCUCUGUGGUAGUGUGGUCAUAUUAUGUAAUACUCACUGAUGCAUAAAUUAUAUGAAAGUUUUCAAGCCUGUAAUAAAGUACAGUAGUUGGUUGUAAUUUUGAGAGCGAACACUCGCGUUUAAACAUUGAUUUACUAAUUUCACAUAUAUUAUGUAUUCUAUGUGCUGCACACACGUAUACGAAUAAUUUAAAAAAAUAAAAAAUAUAAUAAAAAUCCUUUUUUACAGUAUUACCAAAUAAUGUUUUAUUAUAUGUAAAAAGUAAUGUAAUAUUGCGUUUUUGGAAAUAUAUUAAUAUUGAUUAAUUCGUAAUUGUUCCAACGGUGAAAUAGAUAAAACAUUAAUCAAUACAUUUUUGAUUUUAAUUUCUUAAAAUAUAUUUACAAUCAUUUUAUUGUGCUUUGUGGGAAAAAAUUCGCCCAUUGGACUUACAGUUGACCACUGACCACUGUUUUCGCGAAUACAUUGAGAAAUCAUCACUAAAAAUAUUUCUAGUCUUUCGUCGUCGGCGUCUGUUUUUGACCGUUCAUCCGUACAUCGUCUUAAUAAAUUAUGUUAAGUUAUUACACCUAUAUAUAUAUAUAUAAUGUAUAUUUUUAAUGUAUUAGUUUAAUAUAGUUCAUAUAAACUUAUUUGUAUACACACAUGUAGAUUCUCUGUAUGUGUGU